This is a messenger RNA of Ictalurus punctatus (channel catfish), 3538 nucleotides long. RefSeq names its product DEP domain containing 4 (gene depdc4). Lineage: Eukaryota; Metazoa; Chordata; Actinopteri; Siluriformes; Ictaluridae. The transcript is spliced from 9 exons. Gene Ontology annotation, biological process: intracellular signal transduction. Bases 268 to 1887 code for a protein of 539 amino acids. The record is from RefSeq and is a predicted model, not a curated record.
UUAUUAGCAGCAGUAGUAUUAUUAUUAGCAGUAGUAGGAUUAUUAUUAGCAGUAGUAUUUUCUUGCACUUGUCAGGUCUGUUGUAAGGUUGUGUGCAGUACGCUGUCUGAAUGUAGGUCGCAUGUUAAAUCCCUGUGUACUCUUUCCAUUUAGAAAACAUUAAAAUCGUCGUAACACACUGAAACUGUUCCCAGACCCGCGGUUCACCGCCUCCUCUCGUCUUUUUGCCCGGUUCCACGUACCCACCACGUCACUUCCUGUUUGACGAUGAUGGCGGUGGAUUUGACUCCGAGGUUUAGAAGGCUGAAUAGUCAAACGAGAUGUUUUAACGAAAAGAAACACCCAACAGGACCGUUUAGAGCGACACAGCUGUGGCGUAACAUCGUAGAGGCCUUACAGACGCAGGUGGAGGUCAGGCGUCGCCGGCAGCACUUGCGAGUGCACCGAGACUGCUUCACCGGCUCUGAUGCUGUCGACGUGGUUCUCAGCCACCUCAUGCAGAACAUCUACUUCUGCACCAGUGACGUGACACGCCUCAAGGCUGUCAGGCUUUGCCAGGCUCUCAUGGACGCCCGAGUGUUCGAACCCGUUGGUGUGAAGCUCUUUCGCAGGGAAAAAGAGCUGGCCUUCGAGGACUCCGGCUGCAGUCUCUACCGCUUUCUGGAUUCCGACGGCCUUCCGGGAUCAGCUAAGCGCAACACCGGUAUGGAGAAUGAAUCACCUGUGAACCAAACUGGAAAGAAGAAGAAGGGGUCCAGGUUUGAUGACUUAAGGACCAUCUCCAACCCCUUGGCACUGGGAUCCUCAGACAGACGGGUGGAGAGAAUACUGAAAACCAUUAACCUCCAGCCGUCGAUGCCUUCUGGUCUGAAUCGUGUUGGUUUAUCAACUACCUACCUCUCAAAGCAAGUGGUACAGGAAGUGUGGAAACAGCAAACCCUCCUCCAGCUGUUGCAGUUAGUGGAGGUGCCCAUGUUAGACUGCGUCCUGACAUCACCCUCCAAACCUGCUCCUCUUCGCACGCGUUUGCUAAGGAACCAUGACCUGGUCAUCUCCAACACCUGCUUGGACCGGGAAGUGUCCCAGGUCCUCAACCUGCCAGAACUGGACUCGUGGCUGAUGGCGGCUGCAGACUGUCUGGAGCUGUUUCCGGAUGAGGUGAUAGUGGCGAUAGGAGAGCAGCUGCUUCAGGUCCAUGCUGAGGAGGGAGACGAGAGGCUGGGCGCCUACAAGAAACUGUUAUUCGACACCAUAGCCAAGUACUACAACAGUCAGGAGAGAGUUCCCCUGAUGGCUGGACGUUACCUGGACAUCCACGCGGGCAUCCUUAAGCUACUCGACUCAGGUAGGGUUGAGGAUGCUCUAAAGGCGUCUCAGCUGUGUCUGCAACUUUUGGACGCCAGCUCUAGGAACGAGUUGCGCAGACUCCUGACCUUCAUGGCUGAAGCCGCAGACCCCAAGGCCUUCCAGCUACACAAAACGAUGGAGAACAGGUCUCUGAUCAGCAGGACAUUCAUGAAGGCUGUGCUUCAGAGUAAAGACGUGUCUCGGGUUCAGUCUGAGCAGCUCCUACUGUUUCUCACGGACCACCGUUUACACCUGUUCAAGAUGCCGGCGUCUCUGAUCGAGGCGGUGACGAAGGCCCUGCGAACCCUGCAGCAAGGCCAGGAUCCGAACAGCGUAGCACCGUUCGCCUUCUGUCAGCAGAUGUCGACACGUCAGUUUGAGGAGCGACGAGAGAAGACCACCUUCGAGAGCCUGAAACAGCUCGCUGAGCAUAUCACACUCAGUAACGAGCUGUCGAUCAAACAGAAGAGGCGGCUCAUCAAGGAGUUUCAGAAGCACCACCCAGCAGUGUUUCUCCACCAUUUCUCCUCCACCUUCUAGAACACGCACUUAUGCUUUAAACGGAAACUGCUCUAGUUUAGUACGCAAGCCUAAUCCAGUAGAAUAACACUGGCGAAUCGAUAGUCGUGUCGAAUUGUUUGUCCUGCAGCUGCACUGCGCACAUUCAGUUCUGACAGGAAAUCGAUAUCGCAGAAAUGCACUUAGCUAGAACUCAUCAUUCUUAAAACCCAGCCCCUUUUUACAGUGACGCUGCGCUUCGGCGGCUGAUCACCUGCGCCGAUGGUCACGAAAGGUAAUCCGCCACACCCACACACACCAGUGCGGUGAUCAAUUGCCUUAAUAUUAUUAUUAUUAUUAUUAUUAUUAUUAUUAUUAUUAUUUAGUCAUGUCUCAUGUUAUGAUCAGGAAAAUAUGGUCCUAAAUGUUGCAACGGUAUUUUUAGUUGCUAGCUGUACUGUAGAAGCAUUUCUCUAAGCUCAGAUGAAAUAUACUCUAACGGCAGUUGUUCAGCUUGAUGGGGUUUUUUUAGGUACACUAUCGUCACUGUUUCUGUACAGUCUUUCCUUCUUUUUUGCCAAACCUCCACAGCUGAGAAUUACUUGAAUGGAUAAUAAUCAGGGAUGUGCUCAUUUAAACAAAAAAUUUGUAUUAAUUAAUUAAAUAGUUGAGUCAGGUUUCAUUAGACAGUAAAAGUAGUAGAUCCACUGGAUGGUAAAUGUAGAAAUUUUUAUGCCUUAAAAUGUAUGAUCUUUGCAGUGUCGGUGGUAAUUUGUGGUUUUCUAACGUAGAAAGUGAUCUCUUUUGUGAAAUGUAGUCUACUUUAAUUUAUUAGAACCAUUCAUGACACUAACGCUUACAUUGUGAAUGUAGAAAACGAAUUGUAUUUUCUGUUUGAAAAGAGUUUUAACACUAUACAUGCUUUCUGAUUAAAGUGAUCGUAGAUUUUGUGAAGAUUUGAAUGGUUAUACAAGGGUGCAGAAAUUGUAUGAGAAAAUAAUCAGAGCCGGCAUAGGUGGUAGAGUAAUAAUAAGGUUGUGUUAUUGCAUUAAAAAAAAAGUCUGUCGACACUUGACCAUCGCAGCCAUAUGUGCUUGUCAAACAUCUUAUUACAGAUUCACUGUUUUAAUAAGCUCCGCACUAGAUUUUGGAGCGUGGCUGUGGGGAUUUGUGAUCAUUCAGCUACAAGAGCAUCAGUGAGGUUAGGUACUGAUGUUAAGUGAGGAGGUCUGGGUUGCAGUCAGUGUUUCAGUUCAUCCCAAAGGUGUUCAGUGGUGUUAGGGUCAGGGCUCUGUGCAGGACACUUAGGUUCUUUCACUCCACACUUAGCAAACCAUGUCUUCAUGGAGCUCAAUUUGUACGCAGGGGCAUUGUCAUGCCGGAACAGGUUUGUGUAUCUUAGUUCCACUGAAGGGAAAUCGUAAUUCUACAGCAUACAAAGACUUUCUAUGCAAUUGUGUAGCAACAGUUUUGGGGAAGAACAACAUACAGGUGUGAUGGUCGGGUGUCCACAUACUUUUGGCCACACAAUGUGGAAGCACUUCAAAUUUCUGGGAUGUAUUCGAAAUAUAACCAGGAUUCAGUGUAUUAGUUUUCCUAUUGUUUUGUUUUGUUUUGUUUUGUUUUCAAGUUGGAGAUGCUGUAAGUGUCUAUACAUGAUUUUGAAUAAAUAUUGCUGAAAUAAAAAUUUGUA